This is a messenger RNA of Silurus meridionalis, 2938 nucleotides long. It is a transcript of the gene igf1, whose product is annotated as insulin-like growth factor 1. Lineage: Eukaryota; Metazoa; Chordata; Actinopteri; Siluriformes; Siluridae. Gene Ontology annotation, cellular component: extracellular region. Bases 287 to 820 code for a protein of 177 amino acids. Gene Ontology annotation, molecular function: growth factor activity; hormone activity. The record is from RefSeq and is a predicted model, not a curated record. The transcript has 6 exons.
UGUUUCCUGUUGAAAAUGUCUUCGUAAUGUAGAUAAAUGUGAGGGAUUUUCUCCACUGAAAACCGUCUCCUGUCCGCGAAACCACACGUCUCCGCGUCCGAACCGAGCCUGCGCAAUGGAACAAAGUCGGAAUAUCGAGACGUGACAUCGGCACCGUGUGCAUUUCCUCCUCACGGCUUCUUUCAUUUAAUUUAUUAUUAUUACUAUUAAUAUUAUUAUUUCUAUUUUUUUUCUCUUAAUAUUUUAAUGACUUUGGAACGAGUGUUUUCACCGGACAGACGCUGGGAUGUCUAGACAUUUGGGUGAUGUCCUAAAGUGGACCAUGCGCUGUGUUUACCGCGGCCGCGCGCUCGCCCGGCUGCUGCUGCUGCUGUGCGCGUUCGCGUUGACGCCGGUGACGGCGAGGGCGGGGCCGGAGACCCUGUGCGGGGCGGAGCUGGUGGACACGCUGCAGUUUGUGUGCGGGGACCGCGGCUUUUAUUUCAGCAAGCCAACAGGCUACGGCCCCAACUCACGGCGCGCUCACAACCGUGGCAUCGUAGACGAAUGCUGCUUCCAGAGCUGCGAGCUGAAACGACUCGAGAUGUACUGCGCUCCAGUCAAAUCUGGCAAAGCACCCCGAUCGGUACGAGAGCAACGGCACACAGACACGCCCAAAACGCCAAAGAAACCUGUAGCUGGUCACAGCCAUACAUCUUGUAAGAGAGAGAAAAGAAAGAGGAUGAUGAGGGAACGUCAGUUUAUAGCCGCUAAAACGAGGUCCACCAGAAGAACUCAAGCCGGGGGAACACCGGGGGCAGGAACUACCGGAUGUAGUUAGGAGGACAAGUGGAUUUAACGAACAGUGCCAAGAAGAGACACAAGAACUUGUACAACCUUAACCUGGUUGUCAAGAGGAGGGGUUUUACUCUAACAGCAAAAAAAGUAAUAAUAAUAAUAAUAAAAGAAAAGCAAGGAUAAUGGACCAUCUCUAUGUACAUACACCCCUUUCGACUGGCUAUUUUAGAGACAUUGCACCAUUCCAUAUUGGACAGGGGAGGGACAACAUCUGUCCAAACAGCAACAUUAAUAUAGCUGGUAAUAUAAUAGCUGCUGCUACAUAUUAUGGCAGUGGGAAACCUCCUGUAGAAGAGAGAGCCACUGGAAACUUUAAUUGACCCAAACUGUUUCUAUGCACCACUUCCUGAUGGGUGGGAUGGAGGCAGCGGGUCACUGGAGGAGAGGUGAAGGUUUUUAUGUGUCAUGGGUGAAGUGAAUGUUGCAGCGGUCCCUCCCACACACACAAACACACACAAACAAACACUCAGCCAUGCUUUGGCAAUUAAUUCCAGAUUGCUGCAAUCCAGUGCGAAAUGCAAUUCGGGAGAAUUUCAGCACCGUUUCCGAUGAAGCUUAAGUCAAAGACGCUACACAAGCACUGGCGAGGAACGUCUUUCUUUUCAAUUUUGCUUUAUCAGAGCGAGCCAGGAGCCUUUUCAGACAGAAUCCGGUUACAUGAAGGAACGAGAACAUGGCUACAUAGGACGAUCUUAUUUAGUCUUUUUCUUGUUAGUUUGUUUUUCUGCAAAAGUUCUACGAGACUGAAAUCUCUGAGAUUAAGGCGGCUCACGAGAUCGAUGUGUUCAGCUUUACGAAGCAUUGUUGCUUUCGAUUGUAAUAACAACAGACUGCAUGAUUGGUUCAAACAAUUUUUUUUUUUUUAAAUGACCACCAAAGCAUGUACACCACAUACAACAGUAAGUGUUUUCACUGUAUAUUAAAAAAACAAUAAUUAUGACACUACCCACAAACCAAUAUGUUUUGCUAAAUGCAGGGGUGGACAAAUCUGUAGCUUGUUUUCUUUUUUAUAUUCCAUAGUAAUUUUUCCACAAAAGCUCAAUAUUUGGGAUGUAGCUAUGCUUAAAUUUAAUGUGUAUCAUGUGACAACAUUUAUAUUUACAGCAUUUGGCAGAUGCCCCUAUCCAGCGCGACUUCCUAUGAUCUCAGCAGCAUGGUGGUGUUGGGGUUUAAACUUCUAACCUUCCAACCAGAAGUCCAUCAUCUUAAUCACUGAGUUACCACUUAGACAAACUUCAAUGCUGUAACUUUAGCACAAGCUUGCAAAUGCCAAAAUCACCUGCACUACAUACAGUGUUUAACAAGUCAUGUAGCUUUUAUGUUUGUGUAGCAAAAAACAAUUGAACCAAAACCAUUUUAAUUCUCAUCGCUGGUACAUGCUUUUAAAACGCAUUAGUUAGACUAAAAUCUUACACAUGCAAUAUAUAAAUAGGAGGCCCUAGUUUACAUUUGCGGCAUUUGUCCAGAGCGACUAACAAUGAUCUUGUUAAAGGCCAUUCUCAUUGGGAGCUCAGCGGUUAAAAUGGUGGACUGAUCAGAUGGUUUUGAGUUCAAAUCCCUCCACUGCCAACCUUUUGAUCAGUCCACCAUUUUAACCGAUGAGCUCCCACUGAACGUUUACAGUACCACCUGACCUUUCACCGAAGACAAAAAUAAUCUGUUAUUCUUAGUCUAUAUCAAUGCAAUUUAAUGAGCAAGAAACCCACAUUGCAUUUUUUCAAGCAUUACAUCCAUUAAAGUAGGGAUUGGAAAGCUCAUCACAAGCAAACUGAAAGACUUCUACGAUUUGUCCAUCCCUAUAAAAAAAGACCACUUCUCCACCUGGUUCCAUAUGGAUCCCAACAUUCUUCUGGAGCAUUCUUCUAAUCCAAUGGACUGCUUUGGGGAAAAAAAUCCGGACUGUGACAUUUUUUUUUUUUUUUUAUUGAUUCACUUUCCAAAUCCAAGAUUUAACAAUCACACUGUCCUCUGUGUAGCCACUCUCUGUAUUCACUCAUCCAAUUUAUGUUAACCAUCUCAUUUCUUUUUUUUUCUUUACUUUACAGUCAUAUGUGAUGAUGUCUUAUAACAGAACAAUAUAAAAAGAAGUCUACCCACUAUA